CGAGAAUCAUGGUGACGCAGUAUCUCAACGCCGCGAUGGACAUUGAGCGGCACAUCAACGAUAUAUUCAACUCCCGCCAGGUAAAUGGGUCUCUGGAUACGGAGAAGCUUGUCGUGCUAUGUGAAGAGCUCGAGCUUCUGUCGUGGAGCUACGCGCCAGCGCCAAUGCCGUCGUGUUUGUACGCGAUCUUUCUCGCAGCGUCUUGACGCGCCGAGAAUUAAACCGUGCCAAGUAUCUCUGGAAACGCAUUCCGAGCGCCAGUAAGACGGAUGAACUGGUGGAAAUUUGGGCUGUCGGUCAAGCGUUGUGGAAGCGAGAGAUUGGACAAGCCUAUGCGGCCAUUUCAGCGCUCGACGCAAUGCCGUUGCAGGUAAACGUGCAAGCGAUCGUUGCUGCAUUGAAAACGUCAAUCCGUGAGUACAAUGCCUCGUUGUUGUCCCGCGCGUACACCAGUGUGUCGACUGCAGUCGUCGCCCAAGCGCUCGGUCUAAGUCACGACGACGCGUUGUCAUACUGUGCGUCACAUCAUUGGGACGUCAAGGGGACGCUUGCCUUCCCAAAACAUGCUGGAGAUCGCGCGCCCGUCGACCCAUUGCCGUCCGACAUGGAUCACUUGCACAAGCUGUCGUCGUACAUUUUGCAUCUCGAAGGGCAAACGUCGUUGAAGAUUUAAACUCGGGCUCAAUGGAUGUUUGCUUCAAUCGUUGUCCGUUGAAAUGCCAGCCGUCCCGACUGAGCGGUCACGGCGCG
This is a messenger RNA of Aphanomyces invadans, 750 nucleotides long. RefSeq lists its product as hypothetical. The transcript is spliced from 2 exons. Bases 359 to 673 code for a protein of 104 amino acids. NCBI's taxonomy places the organism in Eukaryota, Oomycota, Saprolegniomycetes, Saprolegniales, Verrucalvaceae. The record is from RefSeq and is a predicted model, not a curated record.